AGGGGGGGGGGGGGACAUUGCAUGAUAGUCUUUAAGCAGUUCCAUCUGUCCGGCAGAAAUGUCAGCCUAAUAGCCUGUAGCGCUUCAGCCCACUGCCCUCACUCUCUCUCUACCUGACUCUGUCCUAUUAAAUCUCUCCACUCCUCCCCCCAAAAAAGAGAGCAGAAAGUCAGGAAAAUAUAAGAACUUGUGCAGACCUAAGUCAACGGGCUAGUGGUGAUGAUGAUAAUGAUGAUGAUGAAGAACAAGCCCUAAUUAAAGAGGGAGAAAAAAAGGACCCCAGGCACUCAGUGAUGUGGAAAAAAGGCUCAUCAUUCUGGUGUAUUUUCUAAAGACGGCGCGCUCUCUGAGCAGAUGACUGCCACUCACCUUGCCACGGGGUCUGCUUGAGAUUGGUUCAUUGUCAAGAUUUUUUUAAAUAUUUUUUUACCCAUGAUUCCAUAUGGUAUGGAGCAGGCUACAUGUUUCCCAACAUGCCAGUGCGAAUGUUUUCUCAAUUAGGCGUCUUAUCUCCGGUGAGUGCGCUAGCAUCAGAUGGAACUUGCUGACAGUGUAAUGGCAGGCAAAACCACGGAAGGCUCCAUCAAAUGGCAGCUCUGCUACGACAUCUCAGCCAGGACUUGGUGGAUGGAUGAGUUCCAUCCUUUCAUCGAAGCUCUGCUGCCCCACGUGCGAGCGUUUGCCUACACAUGGUUCAACUUGCAGGCCCGCAAGAGAAAGUACUUCAAGAAGCAUGAGAAGCGCAUGUCUAAGGAAGAGGAGCGCGCGGUCAAGGACGAGCUGCUCAGCGAGAAGCCUGAGGUCAAGCAGAAGUGGGCAUCACGCCUCUUGGCCAAGCUCCGCAAGGACAUCCGGCCAGAGUUCCGGGAGGAUUUUGUGCUCACGGUCACCGGGAAGAAGCCCCCGUGCUGCGUGCUGUCCAACCCCGACCAGAAGGGUAAGAUGAGGAGGAUCGACUGCCUGCGUCAGGCCGACAAAGUCUGGAGGUUGGAUCUGGUCAUGGUCAUUUUAUUCAAAGGUAUUCCCCUCGAAAGUACUGAUGGCGAAAGGCUGGUAAAGUCCCCACAGUGCUCGAACCCAGGGCUGUGUGUGCAGCCUCAUCACAUUGGAGUUUCUGUGAAGGAGCUUGACCUCUACUUGGCCUACUUUGUUCACGCAGAUGGCCAGUCAGAGAGUCCCAACCAGCAGAGUGAGUCUGAUAUCAAGGAGCAGCCUGAGAACGGACAUCUUGGCUUCCAAGACAGCUUUGUCACAUCGGGUGUCUUCAGUGUGGCCGAGCUCGUGCGAGUCUCACAGACCCCCAUCGCAGCUGGGACGGGUCCUAACUUCUCGCUGGCCGACCUGGACAGCUCCUCCUACUAUAGCAUGAGCCCUGGGGCAAUGAGGCGACCCUUACCCAGCACCUCCUCCAGCAGCUCGGCCAAAAGGAUCAAGUGUAUGGAGGACGAGGUGGACAGUCCAGGAGAAGAGUCCUACUACCCAGGUCAAGGACGCUCCCCGGGCAGCGGCAGCCAGGCCAGCAGCUGGCACGAAGUGGAAACUGCUGGAUAUAAACUGCGUGGCUCGCUAGCUAGUUCGUUCAUCUCAAGACAAGCGAGUCCCCACGCCACGCCGUCGAGCCUCCACUUCCCCACGUCGCCCAUCAUCCAGCAGCCCGGCUCCUACUUCUCCCACCCGGCCAUCCGUUACCACCCCCAGGAGAGCCUCAAGGAGUUUGUCCAACUUGUCUGCCCCGACUCAGGCCAGCAGGGAGGACAGGUGGGCUUCCUUAAUCCUAAUGGUAGCAGUCAGGGGAAGGUCCACAACCCAUUCCUGCCCACCCCCAUGCUGCCCCCUCCACCUCCGCCCCCCAUGGCACGCCCUGUGCCCCUGCCUGUGCCAGACUCCAAACCUCCUUCCACCUCCACUGAGGGAGGGGGCAACUCCCCCACCUCGCCAACCUACUCCACACCGAGCACGUCCCCAGCCCAGCGCUUCAUCAGUGUGGGCCCCCGAGACCCCAGCUUUGUAAAUAUCCCUCAGCAGCCCCAGCAGCUUUUGGGGUUGGUGAAAGCACCAUGCUGCUCUGCCGAGUGCUCAGGGCCAUCUGCAGUACGAGUACAGCAGCAGAGCAUUGAAACACUGCCAGGGUGA
Messenger RNA from Oncorhynchus masou masou (cherry salmon), 2133 nucleotides. Its product is annotated as nuclear factor 1 A-type-like. Bases 535 to 2133 code for a protein of 532 amino acids. NCBI's taxonomy places the organism in Eukaryota, Metazoa, Chordata, Actinopteri, Salmoniformes, Salmonidae. The transcript has 11 exons. The record is from RefSeq and is a predicted model, not a curated record. Gene Ontology annotation, biological process: regulation of transcription by RNA polymerase II. Gene Ontology annotation, cellular component: nucleus. Gene Ontology annotation, molecular function: DNA-binding transcription factor activity, RNA polymerase II-specific; RNA polymerase II cis-regulatory region sequence-specific DNA binding.